CCGCAGAGCUUUGCAGCCCCGGUCCCUGACAUGGCACCCGGAAAGUCUGGGAAGAACACAGGGGCCUCAGAGAACCCCUCGGUUACGCUUUUCCGGGAGUACCUGAAGAUUGACACCGUCCACCCCAAACCCGACUAUGAUGCAGCCAUCCGGUUUCUGGAGCAUGUCGGCACCGACCUGGGCUUGGCCUGCCAGAAAGUGGAGGUGUGCCAGGGCCGUGUGGUGCUGAUCCUGACCUGGCAGGGCACGAACCCCCGCCUGCGCUCCAUCCUCCUCAACUCCCACACCGACGUCGUGCCCGUCUUUGAGGAGCACUGGACCUACCCCCCUUUCGAGGCCGUUAAGGACUCACAAGGCAACAUCUAUGCCCGGGGUGCGCAGGACAUGAAAUGUGUCUCCAUCCAGUACCUGGAGGCCAUCCGGAGACUAAAGGCGGAGGGAAAGUGUUUUGCCCGCACCAUCCACCUCACCUUUGUGCCUGAUGAGGAGGUGGGUGGACACAAGGGCAUGGAGAUGUUCGUGCAGCGCCCCGAGUUCAGAGCGCUCAACGUGGGCUUCGCCCUGGAUGAGGGCCUGGCCAGCCCGUCUGACACCUUCAGCGUCUUUUAUGGGGAGAAGAGCCCAUGGUGGAUAAAGGUGAAGUGCGUGGGCAGCCCCGGGCACGGGUCCCGUUUCAUCAGCAACACGGCGGCCGAGAAGAUGCACAAAGUCAUCACCUCCUUCCUGGCCUUCAGGGAGAGCGAGAAGCAGAGGCUCAACUCUGACUCAAGCCUGACCCUCGGGGACGUCACCUCACUCAACCUGACCAUGCUGGAGGGGGGUGUCUCCUUCAACGUGGUGCCCUCCGAGAUGGAAGCCAGCUUUGACGUCCGCAUCCCACUGAAGGCCUUUGAGGAGCAAGUGGCCGCAUGGUGCCGGGGUGCCGGGGACGGCGUCACCUAUGAGUUUCACCAGAAAUGCAUGGACCAACACGUUACCUCCACCGAUGAGUCAGACCCAUGGUGGAAAGCCUUCAGCGAGGUCUGCAGGGACAUGAAGCUGCAGCUGAAGCCCGAGCUCUUCCCCGCUGCCCCCGACCGCCGCCACAGACGAGAGGCAGGACACCCCGCUAUCGGCUUCUCACCCAUGAACCGCACCCCGGUACUGCUCCACGACCACAACGAGUUCCUCAACGAGCAAGUCUUCCUGCAGGGCAUCGACAUCUACGCCCGCCUCCUGCCUGCCCUGGCAUCGGUGCCCCCGCUGCCCGCCGAGGGCUGA
This is a messenger RNA of Balearica regulorum gibbericeps (East African grey crowned-crane), 1260 nucleotides long. NCBI's taxonomy places the organism in Eukaryota, Metazoa, Chordata, Aves, Gruiformes, Gruidae. The record is from RefSeq and is a predicted model, not a curated record.